GGUGAGGAGCCUGAAGCUCAGGAAAGAAGCAGAUGAUAUGGCAGCUUUGAGAGCGACCAGGUGGAACUUGCUUUGUUACCGCGGCUAAACGUUUGUUAUGAAAACCGUCUGAGUUCCGGAGAGUCACCGGCUGCUCGAAAUGAUUUACUUAAUUCUGAUUUCCGCUUUCUGCGGAGCGGUGGUCACGUUGGUGUUACAGUUUCUGCUCAUAUACAGGAGGAACCCCGAGCCCAUAGGCAGGACCGUUCAGUAUGUCAAAGUGGUGCCCGAUAACGCGUUGAGGGAUUACUUUAAUACCCCGCACGCCGAACCGAGCCAGCAGCAGGACACCGCAGCAUCUGCUGCAUCCAGACAGCCAGAGGCCGCCGUCACAAAGCAGCAGGACGCGGCUGUCAGCGGCGGCAGCCCCAAGCAGCAGCAGCCGCCACCGCCUUCGUUUACCGAGCCCAUCGAUGCGGGCAAAGCCGAAACGUGUAAUUUCCUAAACGCAAUAUUUUUGUUCCUGUUCAGAGAGCUCCAACACACCCCUGUGGUUCGGCACUGGCUCACCAAGAAAAUAAAGGUGGAGUUUGAGGAGCUGCUGCAGACCAAGACAGCCGGCCGGCUCCUGGAGGGGCUCAGUCUCAGGGACAUCUCCCUGGGAAAUUCUCUCCCGGUCUUUAAAACGGCCAAACUUAUGAAGCCGGUCCACCUGAACGAGGACGGCAUGCCCGAGGAGCUCAACUUCGAGGUGGACAUCGAGUACAAUGGCGGCUUCCAUUUGGCCAUAGACGUGGACCUGGUGUUUGGAAAGUCUGCUUACCUGUUCGUCAAGAUGAGGCGCGUGGUGGGCAGAUUAAGGCUGCAGUUCACGCGCAUGCCCUUUUCCCACUGGUCGUUCUCCUUUCUGGAGGACCCGCUGGUGGAUUUUGAGGUGAAGUCCCAGUUUGAAGGAAGGCCUCUGCCCCAGCUGACGUCAAUCAUAGUUAACCAGCUGAAGCGGGUCAUCAAGAAGAAGCACACCUUACCCAACUACAAAAUCAGAUACAAGCCCUUCUUUCCUUUCCAAGUGCAGCCCCCGCUGGGGUCAGCCUGUGAUGUGGACCUGUCGGUCCAGGACAGCAAGCUGGUGGAAGGCCGACUCAGAGUCACGCUCACUGAAUGCAGCAGAUUGUUUAUUCUGGGUUCCUACGACAGAGAAACCUAUGUUCACUGCACCCUGGAGCUGAGCAGCCAAGAGUGGAAGGAGAAGACUCGCAGCUCCAUCAAAGGGACGGAGGUUAUCAAAGGACCAUGUGGCAAUGUGGGCAUGACGUUCAGACAUGUUCCAGCCAGCGAAGGGGAUGCAGUCCAUGUCAGCAUAGAGACAGUCACGCCCAACUCACCUGCUGCCUUGGCCGACUUACAGAAGGGUGAUCGCCUCAUUUCUAUCGGAGGUGUUAAAGUGACGUCUUCGACUCAAGUGCCCAAACUACUGAAGCAGGCUGGAGACAGGGUGGCGAUACAAUAUGAAAGACCAGUUCGUCAUCACACCUCCUCUUUAGGUAACCUUGGAACUCUGCAGGAAGGGUUUGGGCCACUAGAGGAAGGUGGUUUCAUUCCUCAGCCAGGAGGCUACGAGGAAGACCCAGCCCCUAUCACCACCCUUUCUGAUAUAUCCGACAGCAAAGACAUGGACUCUGAGUUUGAGGAGUUGAUUGUGGACACCAAACCUAGUCAGGCAAGUGGACCUAGCAGCAGUGUCACAAACACUACUGACACCAAGGAGGAUUUCUUACUUACGGUAAACCAAAGCCCUAAAAGGACUGUGGCCAACUUGGCCUCUAAGCCCCUAGGUACCAUAUCACCCAUCCUCAACCGCAAGUUAAACCUUGUGGGUCUGCAGUCACCACUAAAGCCCCAACCCAAAGAAUCACCCAAACCCUCACCACAUAAGACCAGUAGUGAUCCAGGUGAAGGUCUGCAACGCCCGAACGUCCCUCCUCCACCUCCUCCCUCCCGUCCCCCAGUCCCACCAAGACCUCAGAUAAGGUUGACAUCAGCACCCUCAGAAAUCAGUCUUUUGGAAAGCGUUGAUUCUGCUCCAACUACUAAUGUUACCAUUGCUCCCACCACGAAUACGACCAUCAGCAUUUCUGAAAAAUCUCCAGAAAAAGUUCCUCUUGCUGGAGCCGGUGAAGAUAAGGCUGCUUCUGAGAAGAUGUGCAUCAAACAAGUGGAAGCAAAGCAGUCAGUCAAACCAGCAGAGUCCAGUGACGAGUUGCUGGGUCCUUCCUCUGUGACCAGCAACAAAUCUGAUCAAGCAAAGGAUAAAGUUUCAGAGAGCUCCUGCAGCACACGAGACAGUCUGGAUGACCACACGCUGUGGGAGUCCCCAGAAACCAUGUUCCGCAAUCAGACAGGACGCUGGUCCAAGGCCUCUGUCGUGUUUGAGGUGGAAAGUAACCAUAAGUACCUUAAUGUGGCCCUGUGGUGCAAAGAUCCCUUUAAGCUUGGCAGUUUGUUGUGCUUGGGUCAUGUCAGCCUCCACCUGGAGCACGUUGCCAUGGAGUGUAUGGCCACAUCUUCUGCAGAGUACCAGAGCACCUUUAGGUUGGGGCCUCCAGAACCUAGAGCUAAUGUCAGCCGCACUGCCCUACGAAGUCUUGGGAAUCACAAGGGCUUCAACGAGAAGCUGUGCUAUGGAGAUGCUACCUUAAACUUCUGUUACCUAGCUGAAGGUGAGUUGGAGUGUCCAGUGGGGCUGAUGGAAAGGGAGCGGGAGGGGAGCCUCCAUGAUGAGGAUCUAAGGGAGAGGGAGAAAGAACCUACUUCCUCAGUAACACGAGAUGAGUUGGCCUACAGCACCAUGCAGUUGCCAGAGGUCCGUCACAACUUCCAGGACACCCAGUUCCAGAACCCUACCUGGUGUGAGUACUGCAAGAAGAAGGUCUGGACCAAGGCAGCGUCUCAGUGCAUGAUCUGCGCCUACGUUUGUCACAAGAAGUGCCAGGAUAAGUGCCUCGCCGAAAAUCCUUUGUGUGUGGCUGCAGCUGAACGUCGUGGAGCCGACCCAGAAGCCAGAUCCACCAUAAACCGGGCCACUGGCAUAACGCGCCACAUCAUCAACACCAGCUCCCGCCUUCUCAAUCUGCGCCAGGUGCCCAAGACUCGGCUUGUUGAGCAGGUCACUGACGCAGUACCUGGAGCUGUGGAGCCCUCACCCAAGCAUACCCCCAACACAUCCGACAAUGAGAGCAGUGAUACCGAGACCUACACCAGCGGUGCCAGCCCUUCCAAGCAGCCCAUCAGCAGCGGGGGCAGCAGUAAGCUGGUGCGAAAGGAGGGCGGACUGGAUGACAGCGUGUUCAUCGCUGUGAAGGAGAUAGGCCGCGACCUGUACCGAGGGCUGCCUACGGACGAGCGGUCCCAGAAACUGGAGCUGAUGCUGGACAAACUACAGCAGGAGAUCGACCAGGAACUGGAGCACAACAAUGCCCUACUGCUGGAGGAGAGGGAGGCCACCGACGCUCGACGGAAAGCUCUCAUCAGCACCGCUCUGGCCAAGUCUGGUGAAAGACUCCAGGCCCUCACCCUGCUGAUGAUCCACUACCGGGCAGGAAUAGAGGACCUGGAGUCGGUGGAGAGCACGUCUCCGUCGGAGCAGCCAGGCUUUAAAGGCAAAGGAGAGGGCCUGGAGGACGAAGCUCUGAUGGGAACGGAGGUGUAUGACAGUGACAUGUGCAGCCCUGUAGAGGUGCAGCUACUGGAUAACAUUACUGAGGAGCAGAUCUGCGUGGAAGCACUCCAUUAGAUCAGCAGAAGAUGUUUACAUCGGCCCGUCAGAAAAUAAAGUCCUCUGUGAUUUUGAUAUUGAAAUUUCAGCAGUCCAUUUUAAAUGUCGGGGAUGUUGAGGUCAGCAUUCGAGCCCCACAUUCUUUUAAUUUUUACAUGACAAUGAAAGGCUGGUUGAAGAACUGGCCUCUUCAUGUGUUUGUGUUUCUGUGAUUUGCACAAUGUGAUGCCAUUUUCAUGAUUUUAAAGGGAAUCUUGAAAGCUGCACUGUUUCCUGCCUUCAGUGGGGCUGCGUCUUUAUUCUCCAGUUUGUUUCUUUAGCUUCAAAACACCAAACAUCUAAGUCACCUUACCUCCCAACCUGUCUGUACUCUGAUGGAAGGAAAAUAUGCACACUUCUUUGGUCUAUUUGUGUGAAUUUGAGCUUAGAAGAAGGAAAACUAUGAGUUUGGACACUCCUACUGGUUCAUCUUGAAUGAGCAGGUGUGCCCAAACCUUUGAGUAUUUCUUGAGUAACAAACCCAUAUAAAGUCAAUGCACCCUGCAGAUAUUCACACAUAACUUUAGUUUGAGGCACUUUUUCAUAUUUAUAUUUAAAUUUUAGAAGCAGCCCCCCGCUCACAAAGCUUUGUGUAAUUGUGACAUGUUUCUAAUAUGAUUGUCUUUCUUUUGGCUUGUUGUGUUUAGAAGUUUGUGGUUAGUUUUUCUUUGUCCUGUGUUGGCUGUAAGGCACCAUUCUCCUCGCAGUCAUUUUAAAAUUAUUAUAAUAUUCAUGUUUCAGCACCAUUUUUUGCGUAGAUCUCGCCUCCAACAUAGAAAACUUUCAUUUGGCACAUUGCUUCUAUAUAAAAGUGAUCAUAGGUGCAAUUUUUUUUUAAAAAAAAGCUCAUUAAUGACUUUUUUUCUUUUUAAUCUCUGAAUGAAUGUUUGCAGGAGCCCAUGUGAUAUAUUUUAAGCUGAUUUAAUGUGUUUGUAUAAAGAUGAUCUCCAUGUUUUACGGAGAGAAAUGGUUUAGUUCAGAUUACAUGCCUUCUGUUGUUCUUUUGCCCAGAUGAAUGUACUGUAUGUUCUUUUUCAGUGUUCUGUGUACAUUCAGCUGUUUGACACACAUCUUCAUCCUUUCUUUAAAACCACGAAGCACGAUCCAUCAGAUAACCUGCUGCAGCUCCCACAACUCUGCUUUUCGUUCUUCUUCAUCCUUAGCGAGCUCCAUGUGAGGACAGGAUGUUAUGGGGAUGUAUGAAGAGGAGAAGCAUCACCUGUCUGACGUCAGUACCAGUCUGCCAUAUUUCACAAGCACACACGAGUCGGCGCUGAGCAGCAAACAUUAAACAAAUCAACCGCCUGCGUUUGGCAGAGAAGCUUGUUUCAGAUUAGUUCCUGCAUGAUGCUCUGCUGGUUUAUCUGUGUUCACUUCCUCCGGGGUGAGAACGCCAUGCGCACAGCUUUACUCAUUCUCUGAGAAAUAAGCAGGGUUUUGGCCUCGUUGUGCUUCAAACACGAGAAUCUGAGCAGCUUUUUAGUCCAACCGUCGGCUACUUUCUAACACGUAUGCUACACUAUGCCCAUUUUUGGCCAUUUGUGUAAAGUUUUCUAUAUCUUCACAAGUUUUUCUUUCCUAACAUCUCCUCACUGAGAAAUUUGACAUUAAAUUUUUUCUAACAGGUUAGCAGAAUACACUCACUACCCUCCUGAGUCACGGAGGACAGAAACUGCUAGAAAACAGAUUCAUAUGUUUUGCUGCAUAAAGCUCUUAAAUGUCAGUCCGGCUCAGAACUACCAAACAUGCAAAGAUUUUGAGGGUUUUAACUUUUUAUAUUUUCACCUGACAAAGAACGAGUUAUUUUCUAUAAAACAAAUUUUGGGUGGCUGGAGGAUGAUUUUUAAAUCUUAUAUCGAUUGGUCAAACAUUUAAAAUAUGGACUUUGAUACGUUAUUAGUUUUUCUUAAAAGUCAAAUUUAAAGUCAUUCAGAACAAAAAUUAUGAAUUUUAAAAAGCACCCCAUAUAAAAUUACAUUUAUAGAAAAUAUCUAAUUUUUAACAUUUUUUUCAUAUCAACAUCAUUUAAUUUGGUAUUUAAAGGGUUCAAAUUCAAACUAUUGUUAAGCAUGUGAUUUUUUUUUUUAUUACAGCUGAAGUUUAUCAAUAGAUUUAUUCCAAAAACAUAGAAAUAUGAAUUUGUGCUGUACUGUAAAGUGGAUAUAGAAUUUUUUUAGUAAUAAUACAUUUUUAAACUGAUGCUACACCAAAACUAUUAUUGCAUCAAAGUCAGUAUUUUGGACAGUGUUUGACUUUUCCAGGACAGAUUUAAAAAAAACACCCUGCCAACCAAAAUGAGUUCUUUUGGAAAAUAGGUUUUUAAAAUAUUGCAUAAUGUAAUCAAACUGGCAUCCAAAAGGGGUUAAAAUUCUUAUUACUGAAGUUGAUCAAUAGAUUCCAUCCAAGAAAAGCAGAAAAAAUAUUAACUUGUACUAGUUUGAGCAUUUUUUGUUCUUAAUGACUUAAGUGGGAUGUGAAGUGCAUUUUAAGACCAAAGCUAUUCAUCCAUCCAGAGCUAAUAUUUCAGCUAAUCUUUAACCUGUGCAAGACCGUCUUUAUGUGGGACUUUUUUUUUUACAUUAAAAACAACAGUAACAAAUGUUCAAGCUUGUGUUUGGUGUUGAAAUCCUCCGUGGUAGUUCUGAGCCGAGCUUAAGUUGUUUAACAGAUUUUUGCGGAAAAAAAGGAAAAUAUAAAUGUGUUUAAUUUUUAUAGCAGUUUUCUGGAAGUGGACAUUUUUUGUCUUUGAGGACUCGAAAAGGUUGAAAAUGAAAGUGAUGCCUGAGGGUUAAAUGAGCUACAGUGAGAUGCAGCAACGCCUUCGUCUGUGAUUCAGAUUUGAUUUAUUCAUGACUGAAACAAAGAAUAAGCACGAGUAAGAACACACAUUUAGGUUUUAUUUCUUAUUUUAUCCAGCAGGAGAAACUCGGGCUGCUCAUUUCCACCACGGCAGCAUCCGUAGAUCACGAGGUCAGCCUGAGACGCUUUUUAAAGUCAAUUUGGUCAAAAAAAACAAGCAUCUUGAUAAACUGAUUAAAUGAAAAACUAGUCUAAAUAAAAUGCUUUAAGCAGCAGGUGAGGGGGGGAAUGGCGCGGAGAUGUGAGGGAAGGAAGCCACGAUGAAGAAUGAGACCAUGUGUGUGAUUUCUCCCGUUUGUCGUCUGUGUGUGCAUCUGUGUGCUGAUGUAACCCGGAGGAUGAUGUGGACCAAUGAAAACCACUUCCUGGACCCCUCUGUCGGCCUCGGGGGCGCUGCUGCUGUUAUGAUGUGCUUUUCCAAAGAACUUGCGCUUCAACCCCUCCCUCCUCCCCCAGCCCGAACCUUAGAGGCUGCACAGGCUGAUCGGCCGUCAGGCUUUCAGCAGGUUAAAACGCUCUUCGUUUCUCUUUGUGUGUUUUUGAAGGAUGUACAACAGUUUUUAAUUUGUUUUUUGAGAAAGGCUUGUGAUGAAGCUUUAUUGUACAUAACUUAAAUAAACGAGAACAGAUAAAUACCCUUAA
Messenger RNA from Melanotaenia boesemani (Boeseman's rainbowfish), 7294 nucleotides. It is a transcript of the gene pdzd8, whose product is annotated as PDZ domain containing 8. Gene Ontology annotation, cellular component: mitochondria-associated endoplasmic reticulum membrane contact site. Lineage: Eukaryota; Metazoa; Chordata; Actinopteri; Atheriniformes; Melanotaeniidae. Gene Ontology annotation, biological process: mitochondrial calcium ion homeostasis. Gene Ontology annotation, molecular function: protein binding; lipid binding. The transcript has 5 exons. Bases 140 to 3772 code for a protein of 1210 amino acids. The record is from RefSeq and is a predicted model, not a curated record.